AUGGGUAGAAGGAAUAGCACACAUGUGUCUGACUUCAUCCUCAUGGGACUGACAGAUUCUGAAGAGAUCCAGCUGGUCCUCUUUACGUUAUUUCUCCUGAUAUACCUGAUCACUGUGUUGCUGAAUGCAGGGAUGAUGUUGAUAAUCCACCUGGAUCUCCAGCUUCACACCCCCAUGUAUUUUUUCCUCAGUCACCUGUCAUUUCUUGACCUCAGUUACUCAACCGUCAUCACCCCUAAAACCUUACAAAACUUACUGACUUCCACCAAGUAUAUUUCAUACCUGAACUGCUUCACCCAGAUGAAUUGCUUUAUCUUCUUGGGUGCCACUGAAUGUUUUCUUCUCUCCUCAAUGGCUUAUGAUCGCUAUGUAGCUAUCUGCAAUCCUCUGCAUUACCCAGUGGUUAUGUCCACAAGACGCUGCUGCUCCCUAGUCUUUGGAUCCUAUUUUAUUGGCUUCAUGGACUCCUUUGUCAAUGUGCUUUGCAUGAGCAGAUUGGAUUUCUGCGACUCCAAUAUAAUCCAUCACUUUUUCUGUGAAACACCCCCAAUUUUAGCCCUGUCCUGCACUGACACAUUCAGCACAGAAAUGGUGAUCUUCGUUUUAGCCGGGUUCACCCUGCUUAGUUCUCUCUUCCUCACCACAAUCACCUACAUUGCCAUCAUCUCAGCCAUCCUGAAGAUCCAGUCUGCAGCAGGCAGACAGAAAGCCUUUUCCACCUGUGCCUCCCACCUCAUGGGGGUGACCAUCUUCUAUGGGUCCCUGAUUUUCACAUAUUUGCAGCCUGAUAACACAUCAUCCCUGACCCAGACACAGGUGGCAACUGUAUUCUAUACCACUGUCAUUCCAAUGCUGAAUCCACGUAUCUGUAGUGUGAGGAACAAAGACAUAAAAAAUACUCUCCCGAGACUCAUACAUAGAAAACUGUUUCCAUGA
Molecule: messenger RNA, 936 nt
Organism: Balaenoptera acutorostrata (minke whale)
Lineage: Eukaryota; Metazoa; Chordata; Mammalia; Artiodactyla; Balaenopteridae
Product: olfactory receptor 8H3-like
Exons: 2
Coding region: 1-936 (311 amino acids)
Biological process (GO): sensory perception of smell; G protein-coupled receptor signaling pathway
Cellular component (GO): membrane
Molecular function (GO): G protein-coupled receptor activity; olfactory receptor activity; odorant binding
Source: RefSeq, a predicted model, not a curated record